AUGGACAUUGAAUGUGAAUAUUGUGAAGCGUUAAGAUGGAAGGGGGAAAAACUAAGACUAUGUUGCAUAAAUAGUGAAGUUGUAUUAGCACCACCACCAGAAAUUCUUUAUUUGCUUACAGAAAAAGAUCCAAUAUCUAAAGUACUAUUUGUUGACAAAAUAAGAGCAUAUAAUCAAGCAUUUGCUUUUAUAUCAAUUGCUACUGAUUUAGAUUUGGAU
Messenger RNA from Dentiscutata erythropus, 219 nucleotides. The record is from the annotation of a GenBank genome assembly. Lineage: Eukaryota; Fungi; Glomeromycota; Glomeromycetes; Diversisporales; Gigasporaceae.